Messenger RNA from Rhizopus microsporus ATCC 52813, 1002 nucleotides. RefSeq lists its product as uncharacterized. Lineage: Eukaryota; Fungi; Mucoromycota; Mucoromycetes; Mucorales; Rhizopodaceae. The coding region runs from base 353 to 895 and encodes 180 amino acids. The transcript has a single exon. The record is from RefSeq and is a predicted model, not a curated record.
AAUGACUUUAUAAUCCUGAUUAUUCAUCCUUUAUUAGAAGUCUAAUGAAAUCAGUUCGCAGAAAGUAAAGUCUUUGGAAGAAGCGUUAAAGAAGGAACAAGAAGCAAGACAAGCGGCAGAGCAAGAUGCAAAGAGUGCAGAAACGUCAUUAAAGAAGAAAUUAGAUGAAUUUCAAUCAUUAGAAACAAAAUAUGCUGGCAUAUUGAAUAGAGCUAAAGUGAUCCAACAUGAGAAGAAUAAGCUGUCGGAAGAAUUAAAGGCGCUGAAGGCAGAACAAGAAAACAGUGCAAAGAAUAAUGCCAAGAACAAUGAAGGCGCUAAUACUGCAUUAGUUGCUGAACUUAAAGAAAAGAUGGCUGCGAUGGAGGAAGAACUGAAGAAAGCAAGACAGGAAGUGGUGGAUGUUACUAUUGAAAUAGGAAGACUCAGGGUGAUGCAUUCAAUGUCUCAAAACAGAAACAAACGGCUUCAGGAGGAACUUACAGCGCUUAAGGACGCAGCGCCAGCAGAACCAGAAGUAGAAGCAUCUACUGAUCUAUCUUUAACAGACAUUGCAUCUGAAAACGUAGAAGACAGCGCAGAAGGUGAAACUACAGCCUCAUCAGAAAAGACAAACAACAAGUCCGUAGAACAAGUCGUUGAAAACAGUGAACUAUCUGUGGAUCAACCCUUGGAAUCUUUCGAGGAUCAAACGACGGAACAAACUCUGGGGCAGACAGAUAAUAACAAUAAUAAUAAUAAUGAUAAUCAGUCAGUAACACAAACAGAAGAAGUUCUUGACAAAGAUACCACUGAGGCUGAAGAUUCCCUAGCCGAAGAACAUAGUAGUGUCAAGCGUGAGAGAGAAACAGAGGAAGGUGAAAUUGAAACCCCCGAGAAGAAACAUAAAGUGUGAAUAUAUAAAAAAGGAUAACGCCAUGGAUUUGAAAAAGCGGAAUUAAAUGUAUUUUAUGCCUUUCGAUAUUUUUUUUUUUUAUUCUUUAUUUUUAUUUUUUAUUUUUU